CGGCGGCGGCGGACGCGGCCUGAGGGAGCGGCGGGCGGGGCGGCGCCUGGCCCGGCAGGGCCGCGCCGGCUGAGGGGCGUCCAUGGCGCGCGGGCCUCGGCGGGGCGCGGCCGCGGCCUGAGGGCGGCCAUGUCCGGGGUGGUGCGGACCCUCAGCCGCUGCCUGCUGCCGGCCGAGGCCGGAGCCCGCGAGCGCAGGGCCGGCGCGGCGCGCGACGCGGAGCGCGAGGCCCGACGGCGCAGCCGCGACAUCGACGCGCUGCUGGCCCGCGAGCGGCGCGCGGUCAGGCGGCUGGUCAAGAUCCUGCUGCUGGGCGCCGGCGAGAGCGGCAAGUCCACCUUCCUCAAGCAGAUGCGCAUCAUCCACGGCCGUGAGUUCGACCAGAAGGCGCUGCUGGAGUUCCGCGACACCAUCUUCGACAACAUCCUCAAGGGCUCAAGGGUGCUUGUGGACGCGCGUGACAAGCUCGGCAUUCCCUGGCAGCACUCUGAGAAUGAGAAGCACGGGAUGUUUCUGAUGGCCUUCGAGAACAAGGCAGGGCUGCCUGUGGAGCCUGCCACCUUCCAGCUCUACGUGCCAGCCCUGAGCGCACUCUGGAGGGACUCCGGGAUCAGGGAAGCCUUCAGCCGCAGGAGCGAAUUCCAGCUGGGUGAAUCAGUGAAGUACUUCCUGGAUAACUUAGACCGGAUUGGCCAGCUGAACUACUUCCCCAGUAAGCAAGACAUCCUGCUGGCCAGAAAGGCCACCAAGGGAAUCGUGGAACAUGACUUCGUUAUAAAGAAAAUCCCAUUUAAGAUGGUGGAUGUAGGCGGCCAGAGGUCACAGCGCCAGAAGUGGUUCCAGUGCUUUGACGGGAUCACAUCGAUCCUGUUCAUGGUGUCCUCGAGCGAGUACGACCAGGUCCUCAUGGAGGACAGGCGCACCAACCGGCUGGUGGAGUCCAUGAACAUCUUCGAGACCAUCGUCAACAACAAGCUCUUCUUCAACGUCUCCAUCAUCCUCUUCCUCAACAAGAUGGACCUCCUGGUGGAGAAGGUGAAGUCGGUGAGCAUUAAGAAGCACUUCCCGGAUUUCAAGGGGGACCCGCACCGGCUGGAGGACGUCCAGCGCUACCUGGUACAGUGCUUUGACAGGAAGCGUCGGAACCGCAGCAAACCGCUGUUCCACCACUUCACCACCGCCAUAGACACCGAGAACAUCCGCUUCGUGUUUCAUGCUGUGAAGGACACGAUCCUGCAGGAGAACCUGAAAGAUAUCAUGCUGCAGUGAGAGAGAGACAGCCCCUCUGCUGUCCUCUCGUGCCUCCACGGCCCAUGGUCACAUGUCUGGUGUGUCGUCGCCUGCAUGGACCUGCAGUGGGCAUCGAAUCCACACCAUCUAAUACCUGGCUCAAGAAUGCUGGACUGCCAGCCACACCAGCGAGCUCCAGGCAAGAGGACGUAGGAGUGUCAGUGACAGCUACUGAAUCCGGGGACUGUGAAACUACUGAAUCCACGCCAUCGCUCUGGUGUUGAUCUGAAAAACCUGGCAACGCAGCUUUUUCCCUCCUUACAGAAACUGUUCCUUGCUGACACAGCUUACCCAAGGUUCCGGCACAUGUGUCCUCUCAUUCAUGACAGAAACACAAACCCAGCUGGCCUUGCAGCUGGCUCUUCCCUCUGACUUACAGGUCCUCACUGAGACACACUAACUCGGAAGCUUAGCCUCACGUUAGGCUAUAGAGGGGCAUGUGACGCUGUCCAAGCUCAGGCCACAGUGCCACCCCUGCAAAGUGAACACACUGCCUUUAAAAUUGUGCCAACACCCUCAGACACCCCACUCCAGGCAUAUCAGGAUGAGCCAAGGAGCCAGGUGUCCCCACUCCCUCUGUAGAGAACCAAGUGGGAGUUGUGACACUGCCUUAGUGCCCCAGCAGUCACUCCCCUGUCUGCGUGCCCAGCAGGGCACAGCGUGGAGAGGGCCUCUGGAGCGGCUCUGGCUAGCCCCGUGUAUACAUACUGGUGCUCUCUACUCCUUCCCCAUCCCUCCACAGCCAGUGGCAAAGACACAGAACCAAGUGGCCUUGUAGGUGGCUCCUAUGCCUUACUUGACAGUUGGUGGCAUGUAGCAUCCUCUAUCCUGGGCUCUGGAAGCAGGCCAGAGAGAUGCUCUGCAACUCCAGAGCAUCUCCAUGCCUUGGCUGCUUGGUGGGCCCCAGCCACUGGCCCUUCAGGAGAAGCCCUGGGCUCUGCACACCACCCCUCACCGUUGCCUUCACAGUGCGCUCUGCUCUCAGAGGUGCUGGCAGGCUGCCUUCCUUCACAGUGCACACAAAGCCAAUAGGCACCCUCCAAACUCUGGGGACAUCAGCACAACAUCUCAGCCUGGCCUGCCCAGCUUCCUGGCAAGUGUCACACUAUUUUACAAUAUAUUGCAUUCCAGACCUGGCCCUCUGUACAUUCAUUAUUCUCUAGGGGUCGGGGGUGGGGCUUAUGACUUCCUAGCAUUUGAAACAAAAGAUCUCUGGCCCCAGAGUGUUCUGUGGCUCACUAACACAUCCAGGGGCCCUGUCUGCAGGCACACUGCUCCUGACACAGCAUCCCAUCUUGGCUUAUUUCAGCAACCAGACAAAUAGGAUUCUUGGAGCAGAUGCUAAGCCAGGAGAAGGGGAGCUGCUUCUGAACCCCACUUGCAGUGCUGUGAUUAGGAAAUAGCAGUCAGCCUCCCUGUCACUUGCUCUCGCUCUCUGUGCUCAAGAGUUUGUAUCAGCGUUUGCUGAGCUUCUGGCUCUUUCCUUUGGGAAGAGAAGAGCCAUUCUGCCUGCUUCACCAAGUCUUCAUGGGCUGAGGGAAUAUGGCCAGCAACCAUGCGGGCUCCUCAGGGGUCUUAGGUCCGCACACAGUAAGCAUCCUUGCCAGAUGCCUCAUGUAUCUCAGUCAGUGCCAAGACCCCAAGCAGACACAAGCUGUUCCCCAGCCGCUGUUGGAGGCCGUUGUGACUGAGGUGAGUGGUGGGGUUGUCAAGGAAGAGUGCCUGACAUAUGUACCAGUCCCUUUCAAAGCUGGAAACAUGUGAGUAGCAAGAUGUGAAAUUGCAGCUAGCUGAGCAGGUGGAUGGCCAGAGGCCCAGCGGCUUGGACCAGCUCAGCCUCUGGCCCACCUCCCUGGUGAGCCGAGCCUGGCCAUAUCCUCUGUUAGGAUGCCCCACUCUGUGAUCCGUGAAGUGGUGCAAUCGGAAAAGGAGAUGGUGUUUGCAGGGCAAGGCUGAAGUCAUUUACAAGUCUCUACACAUAGACUGUAGUCAGGUUUGUCUCCCAGACCCUAGGCUUUUCUAUUUUUUUUUUAUUUUAAUUUCACUGUUACCUUGACUAUUGUCCUUUUUAUUGCAGUGUUGGAGAAGCAGAAGGUAUUUGUGCCUCCUCUAUUACUGCAAAAAAACAAAUGUAACAAUAAACUUGCUAAAAAUCA
Peromyscus leucopus (white-footed mouse) is the source of this 3446-nucleotide messenger RNA. RefSeq names its product G protein subunit alpha 12 (gene Gna12). Gene Ontology annotation, molecular function: GTPase activity; D5 dopamine receptor binding; G-protein beta/gamma-subunit complex binding. Gene Ontology annotation, biological process: adenylate cyclase-modulating G protein-coupled receptor signaling pathway; Rho protein signal transduction. The record is from RefSeq and is a predicted model, not a curated record. Gene Ontology annotation, cellular component: brush border membrane; heterotrimeric G-protein complex. Bases 130 to 1269 code for a protein of 379 amino acids. The transcript is spliced from 4 exons. Lineage: Eukaryota; Metazoa; Chordata; Mammalia; Rodentia; Cricetidae.